AUGUCAAAAGCAAAAUUAAUGGUUGUUUUACUUUUAAAUAUAAUAUUGACAAUAGCAGUAUUAGGAUUUAGUUUUACACAAGCUAGAUUUUCAACCAAUGGAAGUUUAAGUGAAAGUUUAUGUAGCGAACAAGAUGUUGUAACACCAAUUAGAAUAGAGAGUGGUUCAACAUAUGCCAUGUGUCCAUGGUCUGAAAAGCAAAGUGCUAUUAGAAUAUUAAUUGAUUGUUUAGGUUUUAUUGCAAUCAUAUGUUUGAUAGUAUUCAUGUUUAAAGCAAAGAGAUUUUCUUUUAUAUUUGCAAUUGUUUUAUUAUUUGUUAUAGGUGGAUUUGGUGGAUAUUCAUCAGUUAUUGAUGGUCUUGCUAUUAAGAAUACAAAGAGUUAUUGCGAUGAUACCAAUUUUGAUAUGGUUUUAGAGGGUAGUCAAUGUCAAUUAAAAUAUUUCUAUGGCACUGUUGCAUUAAAUUUUGGUUCAUCAUUAUUCAUGUUAUUAUCUUCAAUUUUAGCACUUAAAUAUAGAUCAAGAAUUUUCAAUGGUGACAAUCAUCAUCAUCACCAUCAUCACGAUCAUGAUGAAGCAAAAGAUGAAGAAAAAACUCCAAUCAUUUCUUCUUCUUCAAAUUCAAUUUAA
Molecule: messenger RNA, 630 nt
Organism: Dictyostelium discoideum AX4
Lineage: Eukaryota; Evosea; Eumycetozoa; Dictyosteliales; Dictyosteliaceae
Exons: 3
Coding region: 1-630 (209 amino acids)
Source: RefSeq, a predicted model, not a curated record